CGGCACGCCAGGCAGCGCCACGAUCUUCGCCGAGCAUGCAGUUUGGUCCCCAGUUUUCAAGCAGUUCUCUUCGUACAUACAGCUUCGUUGCCUCCUCAGUCGUUGGCCAAUCAGCGACGCCCUGACCUCUGCUUGCGAACUCCCGGUCAGCGAUGCCCUGCAUACCUUAAACGUACCAUGACCUCAGAACACGAGAAUCGCAACUUCACGAACCAUUCAGCAAUUUUUGACAUCUCCACAUAACACUUCUGAACCCAGACUUUGGAUGCUUCGAUAUUAACGAACCAUGGCGGUACUUGCAGCGAUACUGCCAGUUGUCUCCCGCAGUUCUUGUCUUGCGCUAGACCUGUAUCAAUUCGCCGCCUCGUCGCCUGGAGAGGCAAAGGACCUUGUGAAGGCCGCAAAUGCGAUCAACAAUUUCGCUUCAAUUUUGAAGCAGGUCGGAACAAUCAUCAAGGAAGACGAUCGGUUACCUUCUUUCGAGGCUCUCGACGUACUCGAAGAUGCCACUGUGCAGUCCCAGACUGUCUUGAAGGAGAUCGAGAAUGCGACUGAGCUUCGCAGGAAUGAGCAAACCGAAGAAACAGAUGAAGCUCGAUCUUCAAAGGGUCAUCCGCGCAGCGGGUCGCUGAAUGUGACAAGGCUGGCCUGCUUUGCCGCGCAUCUUGAGUGCUUGAGGUUGACCCUAGCUGUUCUCCUGCAGACUUUGUACACCGCUCAAAGUAUCAUGUGGUCAAAACUUCGCCCUACAGUGUCGCCAAAACAAGCUGCCAAAGCAGUGGCAAACGAGAAGAUUCAGCUCCAAACACUCAUCAUUGAGCAGCAGAUGUCGAUACUAUCUGCAACAGUGCUCCACAACCAGGUGCCUCGUCAAGACGCUCGAUUCUUAAUGGAAUCAGACAGCUCCCAGAGUCUCGUCAUAACAGGACGCGAAAAUACAUCGCCGAACUCAAACCACCUGUAUCAGUACCAGGAUAAGUAUCUAGGAAGUCUUGAUACAUCCGGAUCUACGGAGGAAGGAUGGCUACCGACUGUUUGUAGCAUCGCUGGCCCGAGGACUGAGCUGCUGCUGGAGAGAUGGACUAGUCUGCCAGACUUUGAUCAACGCCUCCGUGAUGCAGAACGUAAGGCCCGUACUCAAAAGCACGAGAAUCAGCAGGCAACCGUCGAAUCAGACAGCGAAGAGGAGGAGAGGCAAAGGUACGGGCCCAACGGUGCAGGCCUAGCUUCACCACCACCUCAACGAUCUGGUAGCGUACAGCCGCUUUUUAUGGACACAACUACUCUACCUAUCCCAGUGCCAGGCUCUAAGUUCGGACCAUCAGCUCCAAUGUCGCCAGCAGCUUCGCCGAGAGCUUCCCGUACGACAUUAGAGAUACCUGUGUCGCCCCGCACCAGCAUAGGCAGCUUACCGGUCGAAGCCGCAGCAGCAGUCGAAGCCAAAGAGGAAGAUGACGACCUCGAUCUUGAAAUACCAUGGACUCUGCGUACCCAGAAGUACGAGUGGAGGUUCAUUGAUGGCAAAGUUGUUGGCUCGAAUACCGACCUGCCCUUUUCAGCUGCAUAUGCCGAGCGACGAAGUUGGACAGAAGUUCUGGCGAGCUGGGCCUGUAAAGAGGCCAUUCAGGAAGCAGGCUACAAGUUCACGCAGGUGCAGAAAGAGAGAAAGGACGGGCGCAGGACGAAGUUCGAUACUUGCUUCUGCAUCGAGCAGCCGCUGAAGUUCGACCAAGUCAAACGCCUGGUUGAACGGACUGUUGAGUUAUACCGAAAGAAUGUGUCACCGACUCCACCACCACAACCAGCACUACCGCGCGUCCGACGUACCUCCUUUGAUCGACCACCUCCUGGUCCACCGCCAAGCUACCUGGCUAAGAUGGCUGCGCAAGACCGUGAUCGGACACCUACUGCAAGUAGACCACAGAUGCCUUUAGAAAGAUCGUCCAGCACAGUGGCAUACCGUCCACCACCGCCGCCACUAGACCGCUCGAUGUCUAUGCCGGGCCCAGGGAUGGUCCCUCCACCGCCAUAUCCACCGAGUAUCAACUCGCAAGCACCCACUCGACCUGUGGCAAUGCCAACACCAGGACCAAUGCCAAUGACUAACGGCCAAUACUCCUCAUUGCCGUCUCAAAGCCUCUACCCUCCACAAAUACCCCCUCCACCACCAAACGCGCAGCAGUACCCAUACCCACCUCCACCACCGGGUGCACCCUACAGCAACUACCAGCUUCCGUCACCUACGCAACUCUACGCCAACCCAUCGGGCCCACAGUCACCGAUGCGCCAGUCGCAUUUUGUUCCUAGGUCGACGGACAGGUAUGACGACGAUUCGAUGACCUCUGAUUCCGGAAGUGGAGAACGGAGAAGACGUAGAUCGAAGUCGAGGAAGAGAUAUGAGAAAGAGGUCGAAGGGAAGAAGAAGAAGUAUGGGAAGAGUGCGGCUGUGGGGACGUUGAUGGGUAUUGGAGGGUUGACGGCGUUGCUUGAUGGGUUGGGUGGGCUGUGAGUUAUGCAUGGCGAUUUUUUCUUCUUUAUAGAUUAGUGGGACGAUUAGAUGCACGAAUCUUUUGACUACGCCAGCGUCACACAAUUUCCAUAUCACAAAUCUCAUCUUUUAAAUCCA
Molecule: messenger RNA, 2626 nt
Organism: Macroventuria anomochaeta
Lineage: Eukaryota; Fungi; Ascomycota; Dothideomycetes; Pleosporales; Didymellaceae
Exons: 3
Coding region: 287-2509 (740 amino acids)
Biological process (GO): actin filament polymerization
Cellular component (GO): actin filament; cytoplasm
Molecular function (GO): actin binding; microtubule binding
Source: RefSeq, a predicted model, not a curated record